AGCACUGACAAAGCCAGAUCUUCCUAAAGGAGCUGAAAGCCCUCUGCCUAUUGCAUGUAUAUAUUUAUAUAUAUAGAGAGAGGGAGAGACACAUAGAAAUAGCUGCAUCUAUAUAUACAGAUACACACGCAAGCAGACAAGAACGAGGGCUGGCCAACUUGAAUAAGCAGCAGCCUCAGCCUCAGCAGCAGCAGAAGAAGAAAGCAGCUAGAGGACCGCCUCAGGAGAAGUAUCUCAAAGAGGAUUCUCAUCUCAUUGUCAGCAUCUCUGUCCAAGACUCAACACAGGCUGUUCCAGCUCUCACUGCCUCCCUAGCUCUUUUGCUUUUCUAAUUCUUUUAUUCACUUCUGCUAUCUGCUUCUUUUACCUGUACACAGUAGCUAGGGAGCUUAGAUCUAUCACAUCCUCCGCCACCCUCUUUUGUCAUUCUGCCCCCUUUCCUCUGCCCAGUGCCCAGCCGGAAUCCACCUUGUAUUUUUUUUUUCUUCUGGAUUUGUGGCUUACAUCAAACUUUUAAUCGAAACCACAGCAACCUGCCAGCUGUGAGACAGAACGAUGCAGCUGCCCACUUUCUAACAGACACGGGCGCAAACUUACCGGGCACCUGGCUCAAUUCGAAACCAGGCGGCUUUCUGUAUAGAAGGACUUGCUCUUUAUAUGAAAGACAAUGUGUAGGAAAGCGCUGCUCGCCUGGCUUCUGCUCUAUGGCAUCAUGCGCUGCAGCGUCCACUCCUCACCUGCUGCGCUCAAGUACCCAGCACUUAGGCUAGAGGAUGAAGUAUAUGAUGAAGACGGCAACACUCUCCCAGACUUUGCAUUUGAGAACGACCCUCUGGGUAUGGGGAACCCCUCCUCGGUCCUAGACGAUAUGUAUUCAUUUUAUUACCCGCCGGAAAAGAGAACAGUGAGUAGCAGCUUGGAAGACGAGUCGGAACCCUUAUCUAAACGGCACUCAGAUGGAAUCUUCACCGACAGCUACAGUCGCUACAGAAAACAAAUGGCUGUCAAGAAAUACUUGGCAGCAGUGCUGGGGAAAAGGUACAAACAGAGAAUUAAAAACAAAGGACGGCGUGUAGCAUAUUUGUAGCGAUGAGCCUCCAGCAGCCACCUCGUGUGUACAGCCCCAUCCACCCAGUCAUCUCCCAACUGACUGAACAAUCAUCGCUCCUGUGUUAUCUACAAACAUGUAUUUAUGUAUGAAGUAAAGCCAUUAAAUGAAUAUUUUGAUAAUAAUAUCGUUUUUCUUUUGUACAAAAGCACUAGAGAAUGCACAGAUCUACUUUGUGGACCAAUCAAUAAGUGACAAUAUAUAUAAACAAAUUAUAAAUAUAUAUAUACAGAUUAUAAAGAAGAGCUCAUAGUUAGCGUGCACAAAAAAAAAGUUGCACGAUUUAUUUAUGUUUUAUAAGAAAAUGGAGGAAAAAAAAGACAAUCAUUGUUUAAGAGAUGUUACUCUUAUUUUUGUAACUGAGAUUAAAAGGCUAGUAUUUUUAUCCACGACAUGGUCGAAGACAGUACUAUUGACCAAUUGCAACUGGACAUAAGUAUUGAUGCCCUUCUACAGGGGAGCUUUGAUGCUAAUGUUUGGGGGGAAUGCUGAAGCAGAUUGUUCCCUUGGUGAGUCUUGGAACAGGAGCCCUAGAGAGACAGUUAUGUCUAUGGAGCCCUGACCCACCUUUCUAACUAAUUCUAACACCCCUGCCUCCUUUGAUUCUACUUUUUUUUUGUUCUUAGUUGGUUUUUUUCAGAUGGGACUCGGUCCGUUCAAAUUCUCCCGUGUUGACCAAGAAGUUCUACCAAAUUAUUCCUACUCUCUCCCGGUUCCAUUAAACCUAAGGGGGAGAAGGAAUACCAUACCACUCCAGCUUCUUAUUGAUUGGACCAGGCCAAAGUUUAUAGUAAACCCUGACUGUAUAAUAAUUGCCAGUUGUUUGCCAAAACUAAACCUGGAAGUGAUACAGUUCAGAUUGAAACAAAACCGCCCAAAAUGAAGUUAAUGGUUUUGGGUUUCUUAAUCCCUAUAGGAUUCAAUAGAAUUCCCGCUGGGGGAGUCCUUUACCUAACUGACAAUGGGCAGCUUGGUACUGUAUGCGAAGUACUAUGUGUUUCUCUCCGGUGCUGUCCAUGCUAUUAUCCAUGAAUACCAAAACUUCUCUCCUCCUGAGCUUGUUAUUGGCCACUCCCUUUUUUCGCUUCCAGUAGAACUCUACCCACACCACGUGUCCUGCACUAAAUACUGUUCCCCUUCUCUCUCUCUCUCUGUCUCUCCAUUGUAAACAAGUCUGACUUUGUUCUGUUCUGCUGCUCUUAUUUGUAACCUUAGGAAUCCCUGUUGUAGCUACGACUAAAUAAUUAUGCACUACUAUAACUUACAGUUUUGUUUCUUUGUUUUCUCGAGUCUUAAAGGUAAAAAGAAAUGUAUUUUUCUACAUGAUGGCUUAUUGCUUAGUAAAAAAAAAAAAAAAGAUUUCAUAAACACAACGUUUUGUCAUAAUAAAAUGUGUAAAAUCCACCUAAUUCCUUUUCCCCCACCCCCAGAAGAAACAUCAAUGUAGCCUUUGCAAGGAAAGUUAAAGAUAAGUUCUGUCGCAUUAUCCUUAUUUACAAAGAGAACAUUGCUAUAAAGCUAUAAAGCUCUUAGAGAUUUAUGAAGUUAGACUUAGUGAAUCAUUUCAAAUAUGAAUGAUUUGGAGCGAGAGCAGAGUGCGAAUCAGCAGUGUUUACAGAUCAGGACUGCGACAGGAAAGAUUUAGUAGACGUCGCACCUGGACAGUCUGAUCAGGAACUUCCAAUCUGUCAGCUUCUUGAUGCUGCUGAUUUACAGUUAGAAUUCAGCACCCGCAGAUUGGAGAGCCCUGAAGCUAUAGACAAGGCUUUGUAUCCCCCAGUGGAUUCCCACACACACACACAUAUCCUGCUGCAAACAGUUAAUUGCAGUGAAUCAAUCUUUCCUCUAAUUCUGCAUUCUCCACCUCAGGCAAAAACGUGACGCAGGAUGCAGAUUGCAGCUCCCGUGCCUUCCCCUCUCCUUUUAUAUCGCCACGAAUCGCAGAUGGCUUGUUAGUGGCCCUACGAUGCUGCAAAACAUCAGCUUGUAUUUAAGUCUCCUCUGUGUAAUUCGUUGAUAGUGGGUAGGUCUCCUUGUAUUUCUUUGUAUUAGCUGUAGUGUUCAAAUAGAGUUUUCGGUUUUCCUUCUCUUUCAAUUCAAUUCUAUUCUAUCUAGUGCAGUGAUUUCCCCCGUAUUUACCCAGCUAAUCCUUUGUACAUUAUUUCAGAAGCGCCAAGAGCCUUACUUUAAAAAAUAAUAAAAAAAAAAUUAAUAAAAAGCAGCAGAUUCGACCUACUGUGAUCUGCCUUUAGAUGUGAGUCGAUAUUUUGUGUGCAACCAAUUCUUAACCUAAUAUCAAGCGAGUAUUAUGAGAACACACGUCUCUCUGUCUCUCUAACUAGGAAACUGAUGUGUUAUUUCAAGUGUGCAAAGUUUGUAUGAAUAAAUUUUUGUAAACAACGCAA
Messenger RNA from Xenopus laevis (African clawed frog), 3513 nucleotides. RefSeq names its product adenylate cyclase activating polypeptide 1 (pituitary) L homeolog (gene adcyap1.L). Gene Ontology annotation, cellular component: extracellular region; perikaryon; neuron projection. The record is from RefSeq and is a predicted model, not a curated record. The transcript has 4 exons. The coding region runs from base 668 to 1087 and encodes 139 amino acids. Gene Ontology annotation, biological process: neuron projection development; regulation of protein localization; positive regulation of ERK1 and ERK2 cascade. Gene Ontology annotation, molecular function: pituitary adenylate cyclase activating polypeptide activity; peptide hormone receptor binding; hormone activity. Lineage: Eukaryota; Metazoa; Chordata; Amphibia; Anura; Pipidae.